Penicillium riverlandense is the source of this 3447-nucleotide messenger RNA. Its product is annotated as putative ARF GTPase activator (Csx2). Gene Ontology annotation, molecular function: protein binding; GTPase activator activity. NCBI's taxonomy places the organism in Eukaryota, Fungi, Ascomycota, Eurotiomycetes, Eurotiales, Aspergillaceae. The coding region runs from base 1 to 3447 and encodes 1148 amino acids. The transcript has 4 exons. The record is from RefSeq and is a predicted model, not a curated record. Gene Ontology annotation, biological process: intra-Golgi vesicle-mediated transport. Gene Ontology annotation, cellular component: endosome; trans-Golgi network; cytoplasm.
AUGGGCAAUGUCGGCAGCCGUCUGGACGACGCGGGAAACCUGUUCUUUAAGGAUCAGAAUAGGUUCUCGGUCGCGUCGAUUACGAUAAGCAACUCAAGCCGUCGACUGCUGACCCUCGCCCCCAACGCCUUCCCGGCUGCGAGAUUCACUGCAAAGCGAGAGGCUGGCGACGACACCCCGAUCGAGUAUAUCCAGGAUCCUGACAUCUCCCCCUCCGCCGCGGUUCCGACGUUCCUUCUCCGCCUGUCCAACGAUGACGAGCUGAUCUUCAACUUCACCUUCAUCCUCCGGCAGACACAAACCGGUAAUACUGCAGGCUCUACGGUAAAUGGCGUCGCGACGUCCCUCCCCGAGGUGGCCGACACAUCCCUCACAGGCCUCACCUUCGCCCACGCGUCAAACUCGAGGGAGCUGGACAACUUGAUUACGCGAGAGUUCCACGCGAACCCGAACCUACAAAACAACUCGAAUGUGCAACUGAUCGGAGAUUUCUCGACCGAUGGCACGCCGUCGGUAGCGUUGGACUGGACCUGGACAUGGAAGCCUCCCAAGCCAACUGAGGACAAAGGUGGCGGAUGGCGGAAUAGCUGCAGCUUCCUGGACUACGAUCAACGGACGAACCGUCUCAAUACCCUUGCGCAUUUUUCCUUCUGGGUGCACAACGCUGGUCGCCUUGCCCCAAGCCCUCAGGCCUUGUCGCCGAAUUUGGAACUGUCGGUCCCCCACCGCAGUCGCGUCCCUUCCACCCAAUCCGUUCUCUCGCAGAUCAGCGACGCUGAGCCUAUCUCCAACCCGAAUCUCCCUUCUCCCACUCCCCCCGACACAGCCGAGACCCUAGGACCUCCCCCGCCGACGUCCGUCGGGCCACCACCACCCGUCAAGGUGGACUUGCCACAUUCUCGACCGGGGGACAAUAUAAGUGCCGUGGAGGAUGGGCCUCUAUUCCGUGCGACGAUGAAGGCACUGGAGCAAAAGACGGGUAAUAUGCGAGCGAAGAUCAAGAAGGUUCUUAAAAAGGCGGAGGCAGCUCAACAGGCCCAAGCGAACUGCAAUGAUGCCAUGGAAGCCUUUCUGGGAUCCUUGAACGAUGCAUCCACGUCCAAUGCAAACGCUAUCCAGCCGGCGUUAGACCACUACUUUGAGAAAAUUGCCCGCCAGAUCCUCACUUACGAGCAGCUCAACACGCUACAGCUUCAGAAGCUCGUUAUCGAGCCGCUGAUCAAGCUUUACAAUAAUGAUAUCAAACAAGCAGAGUCGAAAAAGAAGGAUUUUGACGAGGAGAGUCGCGACUACUACGCCUACGUCAGUCGCUAUCUGGGCCAGCGCCAGGACUCCUUGAAAGAGAAGAAACGUGUCGAGAGUGAUUCGAAGUACCAAGCCAAGCGACGAAAUUUCGAGCUCAGGCGCUUUGACUACUCGUCCUUUAUGCAGGAUCUGCAUGGUGGCCGCAAGGAGCAAGAGGUCCUCUCUCAUCUCACCAAGUACGCCGAUUUCCAAGCGAAGAACUUUUUGGCGGCCGCAAAGAAGGUCGAGGAUAUGGUCCCUCAACUGGACGCCCUCAUCCACGAAGUCAACCAGGCAGAUAAGGAGUUCCAGUUUCAACGGACUGAACGUGAAGAGAAACGCCGGACCCUAGAGAAAAACAGCAACACGUACCUCGAGCCCGAGGUUGUGGCCGGUCCCACAGGAGUCGCGUCUUCCUCUUCCGGGUCUGCGAAUGGAGGCUUCCCUCCUGCUGAGACUGAAUUGGGCCGUGCCGACAGCACCUCAUCUCAACUCCGUGGGGUGCCUAGCAACUCCUCAUCGGUUUCAUCCCAAGUAAAUUCCUCGAUUAGCUCCGCCACCGGAACAUCUGCUCCUACAGCGAGCGCUCCUAUCGGCGCCUCAGGCCAAAAUCGGUUUAAGGGCAUCCGAGACCUCGAAGAGGGGAGUUCCACCGGAUCUGACCGAGCUGCGGGUCAACAGCGCAAAGAAGGUCUGCUGUGGGCACUCUCGCGUCCGGGUUCGCAUAUAGAUCCAAAGGGCAUCAACAAGCAAGCAUGGCACAAGUUUUGGAUCGUGCUGGACCAAGGAAAGCUGUCUGAGUAUAGCAAUUGGAAACAGAAACUGGAUCUGCACAUGGAACCUAUCGAUCUUCGGAUGGCUUCGGUGCGGGAAGCUCGAAAUGCAGAGCGACGGUUCUGUUUUGAAGUGAUUACCCCACAGUUCAAGCGUAUCUACCAGGCGACUUCAGAGGAAGACAUGGCGACCUGGAUCAGGUCCAUCAACAAUGCGCUCCAGAGUGCGGUCGAAGGGCGAAGCGUGACACCUGUGCCUCCCGUGUCAUCCAAGAAUGAUCCCGUCCGGGAUAUUGGCUCCGUUCUGACCGGCAAAAGCUCGUCGAUGUCCGGCCAGCAUUCCUAUUCGAACAGUUCCAGCAACAGCACCGUGAACCGCCGUACAACGGUUGGAGCGCGGCCCAGCUACGUCCGCAAUGAUAGCAAUAGCUUUGAGGAGAAUCCAUCACGGCUGCUACAAGUCGUCCGGGAUGCUGACCAAGGCAACACUUGGUGCGCUGACUGCGGAUCCUCGUCCAAGGUUGAAUGGGUAUCCAUCAAUCUGGGGAUCAUUUUAUGCAUCGAGUGCAGCGGGAUCCACCGAUCACUGGGGACGCACAUCUCCAAAAUCCGGUCGCUCACGCUGGACGUGCACUCCUUCUCGAACGACAUUGUCGAGAUCCUUUUGCAGAUUGGCAACCGCGUCAGCAACAUGAUCUGGGAGGCGACUCUUGAUCAGACCCUCAAGCCAAACGCAGGAUCAACGCGCGAGCAGCGCCUGCGCUUCAUCACCGCCAAAUACGUUGAUCGAGCCUACGUCGAACAACUCCCAUCCCCACGGUCCCGCUUCGCGUCUCCCGACGAGACCCUCCUCGCUUCGAUCAAGCGAAAUGACAUCCAAGGCAUUUUGUACGGCAUUGCCCUGCGCGCGAAUGUGAACAUUACCGACCGCUCCCGCAACACCCACGCCGUGUUUUUGGCCCUUGCCGCCGCCGAUCCUGCUUCCCCCGGCUCCACGCCGUCAAGCCUAACCGCCCGGUCCACUACCAAAGCGAUCCCUUUCCCCAUUGCCGAACUGCUGGUCCAGAACGGCGCCGAAAUCCCCCCGCAACCCCCCUCUAUCCCGCUCUCCCCCGCCGCCCAACUUUACCUCAGCCAACGGACCACUCGGUCCGCAGGCUUCAAUGCCCCGGCCGCGGCACCAAUACCCGGCAAGUCUACCGCCAGCGACACCCUCGGCUCUCUGCCUACUAUCCGUUCAUCGAGCAAGGAUUCCAUUCCCAGCAGCUCGGGGUCCACGGCCCAGGCUCCUAGCUCCCUGGAUAGCAAGGAGAGGGAGAAGCUGUCCAAGAGAGGUAGCGCCGGCGCCCGUUUUGCUGGGAAGGUGGCUUCCCUAGGCAUCGACCGAUAA